Messenger RNA from Dovyalis caffra, 1338 nucleotides. Lineage: Eukaryota; Viridiplantae; Streptophyta; Magnoliopsida; Malpighiales; Salicaceae. The record is from the annotation of a GenBank genome assembly.
AUGAAGACGUACCGGUACGUUGUGUAUGGUUUGGAGCUCGAAUGGGAUCGUAAAUUAUGUGAAGAAUGCAAGGGCCAGGGCCUCUGCUUAUUUGAUGAUACCACCAAAUCUGUUAGCUGCUCUAAGCCCUGCAACAUGGAGCAUGUACGGUCCUUCAAUGUACGCGCCAUCGAGCUUCUGCACUAUUUUCCCUCACAAACGGGUAUCGGUAAGGAUUCUUUCUUCUUAUUAUCAAUGCUUAUUGGUACCACCAAUAAAAUUAUCAAGGUUUUGCUCUGGCUCAAGCCAUGGUUGCCUGUUCUUCUGGUCAUUGAGCCUAGGACAUGGGAUUUGUCUCCCAUUACCUUAUUAGGUGUAACAUUGUUUCUGCCGUUACAUUUAUCUGGUGUUCCUGAUCUGAGUUCAAUGCUGAGUAAAUUAGCUGAAGAUGAGCUAGUGGCUUUGGCUGGUGAUCAUGGUUUGUUAGAAUCAUUAGCUCUACUGGUCACUAUGAACAUUCUUAGGUCUUAUGCAGAAGUUGUGAGUCCUUUGGCUCAUAAGGAUUCAGAAGAUGAGAAUACGUACCAGUAUGUUGCAUUUGGCGAUUUGAAGGCUUCAGAAGUAGGAGACUCGUGCCAUGUUGAUCCAGUGAUUAUAACAAUUCCGCUGGAUAAAAAGAACCUAUCAUACAUCAAAAAUCUUGUGCAUGAUGGCCCGGAAUUAUCCGUCACAAUGUUAUCGGCCAUGUCAUUGAGCUCAAUCUUGGAAGUCUUUCUUACCGAGAAUACUAUGAUGCCUUCCCCGAUUCUACUUGCUCAUGACGAUGAAGAUUACGAGGGAUACCUCUUUAGGGAGGCUGGAUUUGGAGGUAUGAUUCCUCAUCAACUAGGAAACCUCUCAAAUCUUCAUUAUCUUAAUCUCCGUGAAUUUCUUGAUUUGAGUCUUGUGAAUCUCAAGAAAGCGUUUGAUUGGUUGGUGGUGAUAAACAAUGCACUCCCUUCUUUGGCACAAUUACAUUUGUCCUACUGCCAACUUCCUCCGAUUUCUCCAUUUGUCGGUGUCAACCUUUCUAACUUGAUCCGUCGGAGAAUCAAUUCAAUUCUUCGAUACCUAACUCGGUUGUAUUUUAGCCAUCUUGAGCUUCUCAACCUUGGAUUCAAUAACUUGCAAGGUGAAGUUUCAAGUGUCAUUGGAAAUAUGACCUCUCUUAUCGGUCUUGACUUGUCGGAUAAUUAUGAUCUCCAAUUCAAUCGAGGAAUCCCCGCAUCAUUCGAAAAUCUUUACAAUUUGAAGGUCCUACACAUAACCGAGGUCUUUGAAAUUCGUCGGGAUGUGUUUCGGAUAAGCUUGAGUCGUUGA